Molecule: messenger RNA, 882 nt
Organism: Botrytis sinoallii
Lineage: Eukaryota; Fungi; Ascomycota; Leotiomycetes; Helotiales; Sclerotiniaceae
Exons: 2
Coding region: 1-882 (293 amino acids)
Molecular function (GO): hydrolase activity
Source: RefSeq, a predicted model, not a curated record
AUGUCGUGCCCAGAUUGCUUUCGAGGGGGGUUAACCACAACAACCGCAACUGGCAAAGAAACUAUGAUUCACGGUCUCCCAACUUAUGUUGCAGAACCAGAAAAUGGGAAUGUGCCAAAGGGUAUAGUUGUUAUCAUUACUGAUGCUUUUGGUUGGGAUUUUGUCAACAACAGAGUAAUGGCAGAUCGUUAUGCCAAAGGAGGCGGAUUCUUGGUUUAUUGUCCCGACUUUAUGGAUGGCAAUGCAAUGAAUCCUCACGCCAUUUCUCUAUUUGAUAAAAUCAUGGAACCUGCGUCUUGGUUGACGACAAUUUUCUUCAAACCUAUAUAUAUUUUUCAAGCUAUGACUAUCGCAAUUCCUUGGAAAACAAAGACCAAAAUUCCCAUCACCCAUCCUAAAGUAGUUUCCUUCUUUCAAGCUCUUCGAUCAUCCGAACCUCCCUUUCCAACGAACAAUCUCAAGAUUGGUGUUGCGGGUUUCUGUUGGGGUGGAAAACAUACUAUACUUCUUGCACAAGACGAUUUGUCAUCGCGCGUUCAACGACAUCAAUCGCAAGCCAAGUCUACUACUCCUGAACCAUUGAUCGAUUGUGCAUUCACUGCCCAUCCUUCUUAUAUCGAGGUCCCAAACGAUAUCGAAGCAGUCAGAAUUCCACUCAGUGUAUCAAUCGGAGAUAAUGAUUCAGCCAUGAAAGCUCCUCAAAUUGAUCAGAUGAAGGAAAUACUUCAGGUGAAGCACAAGCGUAAUUCUGAAGUCAGUAUUCUUCAAGGUGCAAAGCAUGGAUUUGCUAUUCGAACACAUCCUGACGAUAAGGAUGAGUUGGAAUGUGCAAAUAAGGCGGAGGCUCAGGCUAUUGAUUGGUUCAACAGAUGGUUUGCUUGA